This is a messenger RNA of Cylindrotheca closterium, 867 nucleotides long. The record is from the annotation of a GenBank genome assembly. Lineage: Eukaryota; Bacillariophyta; Bacillariophyceae; Bacillariales; Bacillariaceae.
AUGUUCGACAAAUCACGACAACAGCAAGGUGCUGCUGAUAUGGCAUCCAAAGCAAAGCAAGGCAAGCAAUGGUCGCUGAAAGACUUUGAAAUUGGAAAGCCUCUCGGUCGUGGUAAAUUCGGAUCUGUCUACCUUGCGAGAGAGAAAGAAAGCAAAUACAUCGUUGCAAUCAAAGUUUUGCAAAAAAGUCAACUUCUCAAGGCUGGUGUCGAGCAUCAACUUCGACGAGAGAUUGAAAUUCAAUCUCACCUCCGAAACAGACACAUUCUUCGUAUGUACGGCUAUUUCUACGAUGCGAAAAGAAUUUACUUGAUUCUAGAAUACUCCCCUGGUGGCGAACUAUUCAAAAGAUUGACACAAAAGGGGCGCUUCAGCGAGCGAACAUCUGCUCGAUACAUCACUGAUUUGGCAAUGGCUCUUGACUACUGCCAUUCCAAACACGUAAUUCAUAGAGACAUCAAACCAGAAAAUCUUCUGUUGGGGGCAUAUUCAGAAAUCAAGAUUGCUGACUUCGGGUGGUCAGUUCACGCUCCAACAAGUCGACGAAACACACUUUGUGGAACCUUAGACUAUCUGCCACCAGAGAUGGUUGAGGGAAGGGAUCACGACGAAAAGGUCGACGUUUGGAGUUUGGGUAUUCUUCUUUACGAAUUUUUGUACGGAUUUCCACCAUUUGAGGCGGAGGGGCAUUCCGCGACCUACAGAAGAAUCUCGCGGGUUGACCUUCGAUUUCCAAGCAAGCCAACAGUUUCUCAUGAAGCCAAGGACUUGAUUCGAAGGCUACUAGUGAAGGAUCCUUCAAAGCGAAUGGCGCUACAAGACAUUCCAAGUCACCCAUGGGUCGUUGCCAACACGAAAAAGGUCUAA